CCGACCUGCCAUAGAGACAGAGCGCAGCGCAGCGCUCUCAGCCGGGCUGCGUGCGGAGGGGGGCGGAGCCGCGGUAACACUAUGGAGCUCGAGCCGCGGCCCGGGGCCGCCACCGCGGCCCUGACCCAGCCCCCGGAGCAGGAGAGGAAGCUGGAGCAGGAGAAGCUCUCCGGGGUGGUGAAGAGCGUCCACCGCCGGCUGCGCAGGAAGUACCGGGAAGUGGGUGACUUUGACAAGAUCUGGCGUGAACACUGUGAGGAUGAGGAAACUCUUUGUGAAUAUGCUGUGGCAAUGAAAAAUCUUGCAGAUAAUCACUGGACAAAAUCUUGUGAAGGGGAAGGUCGAAUUGAAUGGUGUAGCAGUGUGUGCCGAGAAUAUUUUCAAAAUGGCGGAAAGAGAAAAGCACUUGAAAAAGAUGAGAAAAGAGCAGUUGUUGCAUCUAAGACCACUUCAGCCUUAAAUGUUCUCCAGACUCCUAAAAUUGAAGAACCCUUACCCAACUUCAGCUUUACAAAUCAUGAAACUAUAUCAGAGGAGUUACUUCCCCCCUCAGGAAAAAUUAGAUUACUUGAUGUUGGCAGCUGCUUUAAUCCAUUUCUGAAGUUUGAAGAAUUCUUGACUGUCGGCAUAGACAUUGUCCCAGCUGUUGAGAGUGUAUACAAAUGUGACUUUUUAAACCUUCAAAUUCAGCAACCUCUCCAGCUUGCGCAAGAUGCUAUAGAUGCCUUUCUUAAACAGCUGAAAAAUCCCAUUGAUUCUCUACCUGGAGAACUCUUCCAUGUCGUGGUUUUCUCACUUCUCCUUUCUUACUUUCCAUCACCUUAUCAACGAUGGAUAUGCUGCAAGAAGGCCCAUGAACUUCUGGUGCUGAAUGGCUUGUUGCUUAUAAUCACUCCUGACUCUUCCCACCAGAAUCGCCAUGCUAUGAUGAUGAAAAGCUGGAAAAUUGCCAUAGAAUCCCUGGGCUUUAAGCGUUUCAAGUAUUCAAAGUUUUCUCACAUGCACCUGAUGGCAUUUAGGAAAAUCUCCCUGAAAACUAAAAGUGACUUAGUUAGCAGGAACUACCCAGGGAUGCUGUAUAUUCCACAGGAUUUCAACAGUGUAGAAGAUGAGGAAUAUUCUAACACUUCCUGCUACGUCCGAUCAGAUAUUGAAGACGAACAGCUAGCUUACAGCUUCAUGGAGCUUCCUGAUGCCCCUUACGAUUCAGACUCUGGAGAAAGCCAGGCUAGCUCAGUCCCUUUCUAUGAGCUAGAAGAUCCUAUAUUACUUUCAAGUUAAUGUAAUAGUUAAAAUGCCCUUUAAGUCCAAACUUCUUUAUUGCUUAACAAAUUUUGCUAUACUAACAUGGGCUUGUUACAUAAAAAUGGUUUGCAUAGAGAAAAUGCAAAGGUUUACAGAGUUUGCUAUUUUUUUCUACUUCUGAAUUUUAAAAUUUAUUCUUGUACAAAAAGUGAAGAAUACACAUUUUAUGCAAAAUGACUCGUGUCAUAGCAUAAAUUGCUGUUACUUUCUUUAGGACUUUUCAGAAAGGUACCAUUCUUUUCUUCAGUGCUGUGAAGUGUGAAUUCUACUUAAUUUUGCUAAAUGUCUUGUUUCAAUAUUUUUAAUUCUUAAUAUAGUUGAGCUUAUAACACUGGAGUUGGUGGAUUUCUGAGAAGUAAUUUGCACUUUGAUAGUAAAUGUGCAAGUGAGUUUGGAGUAAGCUGAUUGGUGGUUAAACUUGUCCAUUUUUUUUAUUGAACAAAGCUUGUUCUGUGCCGCAGAAUGCGGUUUCGUUCUGGAUAAGCUUGGGCUGAAGAAACUUAGAAAGAUCAACAAGGUCUUUAUUUCAGUUAAUUGAGGUAAUGCGAAAAUACUGUAUUGGGGCAUACUUUCCCAUCUCUAUACACAUGUAAAACCUCACUGGCAUAACAGAAGUUAGAUGUGUGGUGAUGAGAGACUAGCCCUGACAAAUUAUAUAGUUUGAUAGGUUUAGAUACCUAUUUUUACUUCAAAGCUGGAAAGUGUUUGGAGUUUUUUAUGAUUAUAGUAGCACUAACAUAUCAGUAUUGCCCACAUUGGAUAGUUUUCUGAAUUCUCCUGAAAUCCUAUUUUGCAUACAGUUUUAAAGCAAAAUACUUAUGGGUGGGGAAAAAUGCUAAGAUUAAGUAUUCUUUUAUAACUGUAGAUAUUAAUUUCAGAAUUUCCACACGGUAACUCUAGUAGGCCAAUUUUGUAAGUACUACGACCCAAUUCUACACAUUUAAGGAUGUGUAUACAUGUAAGUGAGUAACCUCACUGACCACUCUCAUAAGUGAGGUUAAGGGCACCCUUAAGUGUUUGCAAGAUUUGGGCCCCAUUCUAGAUAAGGCAUUUGGCUGGACACUCUUCCCGUGACUUUCUAAGAAUUGCUCUGCAGUUUGAUACAGACAAAAUCUGAUCUGUACACAUUCUGAAAUAUUUUGUUUAAAUGUGUAUAGUAAACCUAUAUCCUUCUGCAGACAAAUUUCUGUACUUAUGUAGAAACAGUGGUGGUUAUUUUUUGUGGGCUUUUUUAAAUACUUUUGCUCUCCAUUUAAAAAGAAUUGCCAAAAAUGUCAAACUUUGGGUACCUGAAGUUAAUCUUAAAUUCUUCUACCUAACUAGAAGUAGCUUGAAUUAGGUUCCUAAGUGUGAGUUUUAAGACCCUAACUUUAGAGUAGGCUUGAAAAUUUUUAUCCAGUGUUAUCAAUGUAGUUUCACAAAUGAUAAAAAUGUCUUUAGGCAAUAUAAAAUUAAUCUUGUAUUCAUCAGUCAGAAAUUACCAAUUGCCAUUUCUAGUGUGAAUUUUUAGGUGGUUAUUUUUUUGUUUUGUUUUUAAAACACUUCCAUGGACGUUUUGCACUGAAGUUUCACAAUUUCCAACUUCUUGAUUGUUUUUUCUUCGUAUUCUGUAUUUUCUUGGCAAUUGGUCCUACUUACACUAAAAAUUUCACGAACUGUAUUAAGUUGCUUUAUUCUUCAACAUAAGCUUUUUGUACAUCUUGCACAUCACAGAUUAAAAGAAUUCCCUAUCAUCCAAACUUGAUUGCUCUAGUUAACGAUGAAUGGCACAGUUUAUUUAUAAACAAAACAAGAAUUAUUAUAUUUAAAAAUGUAAACAUUUUAAAACUAGAUGGAAGUGUUAAAUUAGAACUCAUGCAAAAUUAAGAGAAUAUUAAAAAUUUAACAGAAAGCCACUGAUCUAAAUGAAAUCCACCAUGUAUUUUGAAUUAAGUUAAAUACAGCUUGAUGUUCACAUGUAAUGCUUAAAAUUUCAUUUUUUUGCAAAACUAAGAUGCUUGGAAUCAAGACUGCAUUCUUCUCAGUUGAGCACUGCUGGAGUCAGUGGUUAUGUUAAAGCUAAAUGUUGGUGCUAUAAAUUCUCAGUUGUUUACAGAAAUUACUGAUUAUGCUUAUACUCCAAAGUGUGCAUGAGCUAUUUUAAUUGGUACUCCUUUUAAGAAACAAA
Molecule: messenger RNA, 3472 nt
Organism: Mauremys mutica (yellowpond turtle)
Lineage: Eukaryota; Metazoa; Chordata; Testudines; Geoemydidae
Gene: BMT2
Product: base methyltransferase of 25S rRNA 2 homolog
Exons: 5
Coding region: 82-1281 (399 amino acids)
Biological process (GO): negative regulation of TORC1 signaling
Source: RefSeq, a predicted model, not a curated record